Messenger RNA from Cordyceps fumosorosea ARSEF 2679, 723 nucleotides. RefSeq lists its product as hypothetical. The record is from RefSeq and is a predicted model, not a curated record. The transcript has a single exon. Lineage: Eukaryota; Fungi; Ascomycota; Sordariomycetes; Hypocreales; Cordycipitaceae. The coding region runs from base 1 to 723 and encodes 240 amino acids.
AUGAUUGCCACCAUCGCUGGCCUCGGCCUCGCCGGCCUCGCCGCCGCCGCGCCGACCACCACCAACCCCCUCUACCCCGAGACCUCCAGCUCGACCGGCUUCAACCUGGUGCUCAAUGUUACGGACCCCAGCUGGGACCUCGACCCCCCGGUGCACGGCACCUUUGUCACUUCCAUCCACGUCGGCCCUGCGCUCAACUACGUCGGGCAGACUUCUGCCUCCUCCGGACGCCUCUUCUACGUCAACGGCACCGCCACCGACGUGCGCUACGGCAACUCCGACACUAUCUCCGACGGCGGCACCCCGCCCUUCCCCGAAGUGCUCUCGCUCCUCCCUGACCAGGGCUCCGCCACGCUAUCGACCGUCUUCCUCAACGCCGGCAACGCUGCCGGUGAUGGCCGUGACUACCGCACGGGCAUCACGGGCUUCCCUAACCCCAUCCCGGAGCUUUACCCGGUGACGUACGUGGCCUGCCGCGAGCCACUCGCGUACUACGGCGGCAAGGAGUUUGUCAUCAUCAAGCAGGCGAAGACGACGGUCAGCGAGGGCGGGCAAGUCGAGCGCAACAUCCCGGACGGUUGCGCGCCGCUCAGUCUGCUUCCGCAGUGCGCUGAGCUGAAUGAGCUUCCGGCCGGUUCGCUGUCGAGCCACGAUUUCGCCGCCACGACGCGCUGCUACACAGACGUCAACUCGAUUGACUGGCCUAAGUACCACGCCUACUAA